AGGCAGCGGCUUUCUCGGCAAUGCUUGCCUUUGGUUUGAAAUUACCAAACCAGGUCAAGAAGGGAGCAGCAGAGAUUCAGCAUGAGGAAAAGAAGGCAAGAGGAGAGCUAGUAGACUAUGUCGACCCUACAGCCCACCUUCCCUGGAAGAAAAACAAAGGUGGUACAUGGGGUGUACAAUCAAACGCUCCUCAACAAAGUAACCCUCCCCAUUCAUCUCCACAUGCACCCCCCAAGGAUAAGAGUAAACCUGCCUGGAAUGUAGAGAAUAUCCAACAACCACCUCAAUUAUCUCUCGAGGAUGAGCUUGCCAAGGAGAAUCCUACUUCCCCCAAAGCAGCACCUACAUCUCCAAAGGUUGCAAAGCCUGCAUGGGGUGGUGCGGGGCUUCCAAAAGCGCCUGUUGAGAUUAAGAAAGAAAUUCCUUCGUUCUCAGGGUCCGCCUGGGCUGAUGAAUGCGACGACGAUGAUGACGAUGUUGAAGUCAAGAAACCUGUCCAGACUUCCUCAAGUCAACCCGUGUCUGAUUUUUCGUCGAAUGGGUCUCGAUUCUCAGGUGCAAGGGUACCUUUUGCAGUCCAUCCUGAUGGCGAUAGAACUAGAGAACGUGAAAUGGACCCUACAGACAGCAUGUUUAGGGGCGAAAGGAAUGGUGUAAACGAUCGUGGAUUCGGUAACCGUAGAGAACAUUACGAAAGAUUCACUGAUCGGCGAGAACAAUUUGAAAGAGACUUCGAAAGACAUGGUUAUCAGAAAGGUUUUGAGCGAAGGGGAUUAGAUGAUCGUUCAGCAGCUUUU
Messenger RNA from Guillardia theta CCMP2712, 797 nucleotides. RefSeq lists its product as hypothetical. The annotation marks the transcript as partial. NCBI's taxonomy places the organism in Eukaryota, Cryptophyceae, Pyrenomonadales, Geminigeraceae. The transcript has 2 exons. The record is from RefSeq and is a predicted model, not a curated record.